AUGCUCAUAGAUAAAUUAUCUGAUCAUCAAAUUUCAUAAAGUGGGUCAUUUGCCUAUUUGUCUCCGUAAGCUUAUGAGGCCUUAUAAACUUUAGAGUAAAUUAAAAACAAUAAUAUGCUUCAGCAGAAUUCGUAAAUCGUUAGAAGAGUUUCAUCACAAUAUAUUCAACAGUCCUAAAAUAAUUCCUAGCGUUCAACCAGUUAAUUGUAAGCUUCUCCGAUUCAAUAGAGAAAAGAUUUUUAAACAAAUUAAUCAUUAUCGUUCAUUAAAGGAGCUUUAUAAUCAAAUCGCACUAAUAAAUAAGAAACUGAAGGAAGUCAUUAACCAAGUUCUCAAACUGAGAGAUAGAUUAGUUAAUAAUAAACUUUAGGUAAAUCAGAUGAACCUACUCCAUUCUUUAGAGAUACUUUAUCAAGUGAUCGCAACAAUAAAUGUAAUCAAACUAGUUUAAGCUAAUAUUUGACUAAACAUCAAUUUUAAUAGCAAUUCAAAUAUAUCAAUGAAGAAUUAUAAGCAUUUAAAUAAUAGGUUGAAAAUGAUGUAUUGAUUGAAACUGUAAUAACUAAAUUUGAAUCUCCAAAAGAUAAUUCAAAAAACAGUCAUUUAUUUGCUGAUCAAUCAUAAAAAGAGAAUUUAUCUCCUACAACUAAAUUGAUGAUGAAAAAGAAAAUGAUAUUAAAUCAGAUCCUCUCUCUCGAUAAUCAGAUUAAGAUCAUGGAAGAUGAAGAAACUAAAAUUGCUCUUGAUCCUUAGAAGGAAAGAAAAAAGUAAAAUACUAAUUCAUCUUCUUAAAAUAAUUAAAUUUUUGAAAGUCUUUAUCAUAGAGCAUAAAAAAAGCAAUAAAAUUUUAAAAAACUUUUUGAAGAAAGCAAUAUCAAUAAAAAUUAAUAAGAAAUGAAAGAAUGUACUUUUAUUCCAAAAAUAAAAAAAUAAAAUAUAUCUGGAAAUUUUAUGGAACGUUUGGAUGAUUGGGUUAAAAGAAAAAAUAAAAAGAUUAUAUAAUAGCAGGAAUAAAGUUAAGAAAGAAUAAUGAGAGAGUGUACUUUUAGUCCUCUAAAUAAUAAAAAUUUAUCUAAGACCAAUCUUAAUCAUACUGCAGUUUAUUAAAGAAAUUUAGAAUGGUAGAAUAGAUUAAAUAUUAAGAAAUAAAAAUUAAAAGUUUAAAAUUCACUUAUUUAAAUGAGUGCCAAAAAAGAGUAGAGUACUCCAUAAAAAAUAUAUAAGAGAUCUAGUUCAUCAUAAUAUUAGAUUGAUCUUGCUAAGAUUUUAUAGUCAACUAAUUCAUAAAAUACUACAAAAAGAUUAAAGAAUUAAUCUCCAUUUCAUACAGAAAUUUAAAGUAGUAUUCUUAAUGCUUCAAAUAAAAAAAUAGAAAAUAUAGAUAUGAAGUAUUUGUAAUUAUGCGAAAUAGCCAAUAGAAUUAAAGCCAAAUCUAAAUAUUGA
This is a messenger RNA of Paramecium sonneborni, 1443 nucleotides long. NCBI's taxonomy places the organism in Eukaryota, Ciliophora, Oligohymenophorea, Peniculida, Parameciidae. The record is from the annotation of a GenBank genome assembly.